CAAGCUCUGAGAGAUUGCUACAAUUGUAUCCAACUCAAAUUGGGGGGUAAUUUGGAAAAUGCCUGUAUUCGUACCCGGCUAUCAUUUGCACGCCCAAACGGAAAGAGAAUGAGUUACAUGGAUGAUUGCUUUGCCGGGGCCCCGCAAGACUUUCUCAUCUGCAUCACGGUGCACAAGGCAGCCAAAGUGGGCCUGGCCACGUCGGACCUGUACGUGAAAGUGAGCCUGGAUAAAACGAAGAAGACCACAAAGACGUUCCAAAACUCCGAGAAUCCCUUCUUCAAUGAGUACUUUGUGUUCGAGUUCCGCUGCCCGCUCACCGAUCUGCUCCGGAUGACCAUCCUCUUUGAGCUGAAGAAGACCCAGACGCUCGUGAAGAACGUGGUGGUGGGGGAGCUGCUGAUCGAUCUGCACAGCGUGUGGAACCAGCCGAAUCACGGCUUCUUCAAGAAGUGGGGCCGCCUGGAGCCGCCCAUCGGAGAGCAUCCACCGCGCGAGGAAGCCAGCGAUUCGCACGGGUAUUUGCAGCUGGACUUGGUCAUCGUCUCGCAGCACAGCUCGCUGGUGAACAGCCUCAGCGCCGAGGAGCCGGACACCCAGAGUCUGAACAAGUGGACAGUGGACCAGGACUAUGACGACAUUGAGAAGAACCUGCUGCAGAACCCGAACUCCAGCACGCCGAGCAACAUCCGCUACUCCAUCGCCUUCUACCGGGGCUUCUUCGUGCGGAAGGGCAGCUACAUGAUCCAAUACAGAUUCCAUCCGUUCAAGGGCAAGACGCCGGUGGCCAAGCAGACCACGACGCCCGUGUGGAACCACGAGAUCAGCUUCGCCUGGAUGUACCCCUCGCUGGCGCAGCGCUUCCUCAUCCUGGUCCUCGUCCACGAGCACCUCAAGUGGAAGUGCGUGGCCGAGUAUGAGCUGUCCUUCGAGGAGAUCGCUUUCAAGGGCACCCCCUCCCUGGGGCCCACCUAUCUGCAGCUGUACGAUCCCGCCGAUCCCAUGACCUAUGUGGGUCGCCUCCUGCUGGAGGUGCGCUCCGAGGCUGUGGCGGAGGAGAGGCCUUCCCAUGUGAUCCUCUGCGAGGACAUUCACGGGCUGGACGAGUCUCCUUUCUGGAGGGAAGACGUCUUCAUGGUGGAGUUCCUGCCCCUGCUCGGGGACCACGUCCUGACCGGCGCCAGCAGCUAUAAAAUCUCAAUGAAGCUGGCCGAGAACACUUCCACGGUGCUGGAGGGUCCCCUGCAAACGCCAGCGGGCAAGUUCCGCUCGGCGAUGCACUCGAAGAGCUUCCGCCAGGACGCCCCCUACCGGUCGUGCCUGCUCCGCGCCCGCCUGCCCGACAAUCGGGAUAAGUACGAGAGCGACUACUUCAUGAUCGAUCUGAUUGGCUUUAUGCGCUCCGAACUGGACACUUUCAAGGUGUUUCAGCUGAAGUCGCCGCAGCAGGACGUUGAUCAGGCCAAGUGCCUGAAGGCCAUCAUAUCGAGCAUCCUGACCAAAAUCAAGGAGGGCAUCAGGGAGCAUCGCUUCGACCACGAGAUGGAGAGCCAGCGGACGCCGUGGGACAUCAAUCGCCAGCUCUUCCUGGUGGCAUUCUUCGCCAAGCUGCCGCACGAGCUGCGUCUGCUCAAGCAGGAGCUGCGCAGCUGCUUUGUGGAGAACCUGGACGCCUCUGUGGCGGAUGUGGUGAACGAGCUGCAUCGCCUGGUGGACAGGAUCACGGCGCUGUCCAACAUGACGCGGGUGCAGGACGAGUGGCCCGACCUGCUGCUCCACCUGAGUGCCGGCGGCAAGGAGGUGGGCGUGUGCCGCCUCAAUGCCAAGCUCUUCCUCAGCCUGCAGCGGCGGCAGCUGCAGCUGCAGCUGCAGCAGAACCAGAUCACCCAGUGCUGGCGCCUGAAGAGCUUCGCCUUCAAGGCGCCCGGCUGCACCCACAGCUGCCCCAACUGCGGCUGCAGCACGGCCAUGGUCCUCGGCUGCAUCGCCAUCGUGGUCGAGCGGGAGCGCAAGCAAUUCGUCUCGCACAUCAUCGGGGACUGGGUCUCGAUCGAGCCGAUGGUGUGGAAGACGCGCGUGGCGUGGACCUUCUUCCGCUGCCACGUGUACGUCCACCAGGCCAAGGUGCGUCCCAGCGGGGAGAAGAAGCACGUUGCCGACUCCCAUCUGCGGAUCCUGUUCGGAGAGCAGGCCGCCGAGACGCACACCUCCCCCGGCACCAUGUCGCCCAUCUGGGAUGCCGAGAUCACCUUCAAGUGCAUCACCCUGCCCGGCAGCGUCGACUGGUACGUGCAGCAUCCCCCCCUGCUCUCCCUGGAGUUCCACUACAAGGAGAGAUCGCUCGCCGACGAGCUCGUGGGCAAGGGCCAUCUGCUGGCCAGUGUGAUCAGCGGCGAGCAUUUCGCAGACUCUGCCUGGCAGGAGGGCGCCCUCUGCUGGUCCAAGGGCCCCGUCUACAAGAUGCAGCGGCUGAAGCACGUCUCUCCUCCGCCCCUCAAGUGGGUGCCGCUGGCCCGGAAGGGCGCCGUCCAGGCGGAGGUCCUCAUGUCGGCCGAGUUCAUCGAGCUGGCGGAUGGCGUUGCCGACGCCAGCAAGGAGCCCCUCCUCACCAUGGGCAUUCCAGAGGCCAUCCGGCCGCAUAUGCGGAACUUCGCUCUGGAGGUGAUUUUCGUGGGUCUGCGCAACUACUGCAAGAGCACGAUGAGUUCCGCGGGCAAGCGGAAGAUCAAGAUCAUGAUGGGGGACCUGGUGCUCGCGAGUGGCCCUUCGACCGCCCGCAUUGGCAACAGCAUCAACUUCCUGGUGGCCUACGCCUCGGCCGUCGUGAGUCUGCCCGAUCAGCAGGAGUACUGGCCAGCCAUGAUAGCCGCCGAUGUGCUCCUCUCCGGCCCAACUACAGAGUCCAUCCUGGGGGCCGCACUCAUUCCGAACUCCGCCAGCUUCCUGCAGCGGGGCAAGACGACCAAGUGCGGCACCCAGAGCUCUGUGGCGGCGUCCAACACCACCACCGCAGUCACAGUGGAUGGGGAUGAUGACGAGGCGGAGACGGAGGCAGAGACGGGAGUGGAGGAGACAGAAGUGGAGGACAGCGAUGAGGAGGAGGAGGAGGAGGAAUUCCCCGUCAAGUUGAGGCACUUAUGGAGGCGUCUGAUGUUCGCCCUGGGCCUGCGACCCGCUGCCUACGCCAACAGGCUGGCCCUCAGGUACGAGUCCGACGAAGGGGACCACGGCGACCCCCUCGCGGAGGGACAGUUCACGUGGUGGACAAAGUUCUACAACUCGAUGUACUGGAAGGCGGCGGAAAUGACGCACGAGUACAAGCACCGGCUGGUCAUCUUUCCCAACGAGCUGGAGAAGCAGCCGCAGUUCGGCUACCUGCAGGACUGGGCCGUGCCCGUCCAGAUGGUGCACGGAGUCAAGUUCAAGAAGCAGGCCCCGCCCAAGGAAGACGUCUACGCGACGCUGAAGAUCCAGGUCAAGCUGACGCCCUACCAGUGCGGCGCCUGGGACGAAGGCGGAGGCGGGGACAUGCUCCGGCCCCUGGCAGGUGCCACGAGUCCGCGCCAACAGACGAUGCUCCAGUCGCUGGCCGAACCGGUGCGGCUGGCGGUCCGGGUGUAUGUGGUGCAGGGUCUGCAGAUGCGCCCGCGGGACGUGCGGGACAGUUCCGACUGCUACGUGAAGCUCUUGCUGGGCGGCAAGACGGUCUCCGAUCGGGCGGCGUACAUCCCCAACCAGAGCAACCCCAUCUUUGGGCGCAUCUUCGAGCUGGAGGCCACCCUGCCCGGCGACAACAUGCUCCUGCUGAUGGUGUACGACCAGGACAAGUGCCGCGACGAUCUCAUCGGCCAGACGUACAUCGAUCUGGAGGAUCGCUGGCGCAGCAAGCACCGCGCCACGGUGGGCCUGGCCCAGGAGUACUCGCGGGCCGGCUACAACCAGUGGCACGACGUCAGCCCGCCCUCGGAGAUACUCAAGGAUCUGUGCCAGCAGCAGGGCAUUCAGCCGCCCUACUUCUACGGCCACGUGGUCGAGGUGGAUGGGCUGCUCUUUGGCGACGAGACAGCCAUAUCGAGGGGUGAGGAGUUGCACGAGCGCCUCAGCCUGACAGUGCUGAAAAACAUCGAGAAGCUGCCCUCCUUUGGCCACAAGCUGGUGCCCGAGCACGUGGAGACUCGCUCCCUCUACCGCGAUGACUAUCCCAAUGUCGAGCAGGGCAAACUGCAGCUGUGGAUCGAGCUGUUCGAGGCCAACACAUACAUUCCCUUCCCAGUGGAUAUCACGCCCGUGCCACCCGCUGGUUACGAGAUUCGUGUUGUGGUCAAAAGUCUGAGAGGCAUCCAGGCUGGCGACAGAAAUGUUUUCGGCAAACUAAUGAGCGACCUCUUCGUGACUGGCUGGUGCCAGGAUAUAGACAAGCGCCAAUCAACCGAUAUCCAUUACCGUUCAUUUACCGGCGAUGCUGCCUUUAAUUGGCGCAUGAUAUUCCCCAUGAUGUACUCCCCCAAUGAGGAUAUGAUGGUCUUCCGCCGCCGAGGGGGACUGUUCGAGGAGAUUGAGAUCAAGCGACCUCCGGUUAUCUAUCUGCAGAUCUGGGACAGAGACGUGAUAACCCGCAACGAGUACCUGGGCGCCCUGGAGCUCAACCUCUCCAACAUGCCCAUGCCGUACGAGACGGAGGGGCAGUGCAGGGCCUACGCCAAGCAGCGCAAGCGACUGAAUCUCUUCCAGCGCAGGUCCGUCCACGGCUGGUUCCCAGUGGAGAGUGCCCCGCAGCCACGGUUCGGUCUGCCCGUCACCUCGACGAAGGGCAAAAUUGAGCUCCAAAUCGAUGUCUGCACGUCGGUGGAGGCCUCGAACCAGCCCGCUGGCCAUGGCCAUGACCCGCCCAUGGCAUUGGAGAAGCCCAAUCGGCCGAGCACAGCCUUCAAUCCGCUGACGCAUCCCUUCAAGUCGUUCCACUACAUCCUCUGGCCCUCCCUUCGGAAGUACGUGCUGUGGGGUGUCCUCGUUGCGGCAGUUAUCCUGGGACUGGUUCUAUACUUUUCCGAACUUCCAGGCAAACUCAUGUCCAUUCCCGUUCUGUGAUUUGUUAUCAGUUUUCGUUUUCGUUUCUUGUUUAAUUUUUUGUUUUUUCUUUGCUUACUUUUCCCUCAAUCGGCUAAAUUUAAUUUCCUUGUGUUUGCCCACUUUAAAGUCUUCCAAUAAAUUAGUUUAUUGU
Molecule: messenger RNA, 5221 nt
Organism: Drosophila obscura
Lineage: Eukaryota; Metazoa; Arthropoda; Insecta; Diptera; Drosophilidae
Gene: mfr
Product: otoferlin
Exons: 14
Coding region: 109-5088 (1659 amino acids)
Biological process (GO): plasma membrane organization
Source: RefSeq, a predicted model, not a curated record